AAUUUGAGUCCCUAUUAGUUCACUUGAUAUGAUGGCUCAGUUCCUUGUUUUUUUGUGUUUGUCGGCUACAACCUUAUUUGUAACUGCAUCACAGUUUGGAUUGUUCCUUAAAUCAGACUUGCUCAACAAUCCCUCAACUCAACCGCAGUUUCUGGUCAUAAAAGCUCCCAUGAACCCUUGGAACAAUAUUGGUCCCUCCAUGCAAUGCGCCAUUCUCUGCCAAGGCUGUCACAUAUUUGAAGUUAUAGAUGGAUUUUGUGCCUUGUACAAACGAAUUUCCGAGACUAACCCGCCUGAACCCGAUCCAGUUAUUACAUCCGGGUUCAAAAUUCAUCCCAAGGGCCAACUCCCUUCCAAAUUUUGGUUGCUAGUUUUUCGCUUGAAUUCUUCGGAUGAAACAUUUUGGCCCAGGGACGUGGUUGCUCUUAACAAGGAUGAUCCAAUUGCGGAAAAAUAUUCAAUUCUGGAUGAAAUGGAGGAUUACAAAGACCAGGACAGCCAUUUUCAGUUUAAAUUGUGCUAUCCAGGUUUGAGCACAUCCUCAUGUUAUCGAUGGAGUCAAAGUGACAAUCCUUUGGACAUAACGGGCCAGACCAAACCAAGUGAUUUCGUUUACAUGAGUGGACCUUUCCCAAAGCACGUUCAUUUUCAUGGUUUGUCGAGAAGUACACCCUCCGAUUCAUUGAUUGAUGGCGACAUGGCCGACUCUGAAAAGUGGUACUUUGCUGUUGGAGCUUAUCGGCACUCUUCUUAUCCCGACUCGUUUCCUGGCCCCAAUGGACAGAUGGCUAACUUUGUGGAAUUGUACCUUGAAGUGUAGUCUUUGCAGACCUAUGAUGUAGUUGUGAUUGCAAAUACAUUUCCAAGUAGUUGUUAUCACUUA
Messenger RNA from Tigriopus californicus, 883 nucleotides. RefSeq lists its product as uncharacterized. NCBI's taxonomy places the organism in Eukaryota, Metazoa, Arthropoda, Copepoda, Harpacticoida, Harpacticidae. Bases 29 to 820 code for a protein of 263 amino acids. The transcript has 3 exons. The record is from RefSeq and is a predicted model, not a curated record.